GUUACAUAAGGAAAUCUUUGGAAUUGUUUCUUUUUGCCAAAAAGUUUUUAGCAAAAUGAGUCGGAUUUAUCACAACACAUCUUUACAGAACAAGCCUGUGCACAACGAGAGUUUUGGCCGCGCCUGGAACCCGUCAUCGUAUGAAAGUGGAAAUGGAGUUCUUCUGGAAGGGAAGCUGCUGGACAUCUCCAGGCACACAAUCACUGAUAUCAACAAUCACAAGACACGCUUUUAUGUGCUGUAUAUCCAGCCCAGCCUAAUCCACCAGAGAAAGUUUGACGCUAAAGGCCUGGAGAUCGAGCCAAACUUUAGUGACACAAAGAAGGUCAACACAGGCUACCUCAUGUCCUCUUAUAAGGUUGAAGCCAAAGGUGAGACUGACCGUCUUUCAGAGGAGGACCUUUCAGCAUUAGUCAAUAAAAGUGAACUGAUAAAAAUCACAGACAAACACAAACCCAGUAGAUCUUGGGCCUUUUGGUACCCCGAGUCUGAGAUGGACAAGACUGAGCUGGAGACUGGACAGGAAAUCCGCCUCAAAACUAAAGGAAAUAGUCCUUUUAUAUUCUCUUUGGCAAAAAUAGAUGGCGGCACUGUUACAAAAUGUAACUUCGCUGGUGAUGAAAACGCUGGAGCAUCAUGGACAGAUAAAAUAAUGGCUAAUAAAGUAUCGGCAGGCAGUGAAAAGGCAGGAGGAGAAGGAGACGGAGCAGAGGACGAAGAAUGGGAUGAUUGAAGAAUGUCCCUCAGUCCUUGGCUCUGGCUCAAGUACAGACCGAAUUUGGCCUAAUAUCAGCUCAUCUGGAACAACCUCCCACACGUCAUUUCCCACAUGAUGCUACAGAAUUUUUUUGAUUUUCAUGAAUCUUUUUUAUUUUUUUCAUGUCUUCUACUAUUUUGUCUGUAAAAGCGACAGAUGUAGAGUGGUAAAUACACAGGUGGAUCAUAUAAGUUUUUAUAUUUCAUUGAAUUGAAUGCAUUGUUGGUGAUUUAUUUUGGUGCAGUAUUAUUGCAAUACUCAUUUUGUCUUUUUGCUCAACAAAACAUCUCAUGGAUCAACUCUAUAAAAGAAAACUUU
Molecule: messenger RNA, 1075 nt
Organism: Periophthalmus magnuspinnatus
Lineage: Eukaryota; Metazoa; Chordata; Actinopteri; Gobiiformes; Gobiidae
Gene: arpin
Product: actin related protein 2/3 complex inhibitor
Exons: 6
Coding region: 56-733 (225 amino acids)
Biological process (GO): negative regulation of actin nucleation
Source: RefSeq, a predicted model, not a curated record